Molecule: messenger RNA, 2200 nt
Organism: Erythranthe guttata (spotted monkey flower)
Lineage: Eukaryota; Viridiplantae; Streptophyta; Magnoliopsida; Lamiales; Phrymaceae
Product: ENTH/VHS protein
Biological process (GO): response to UV; transcription-coupled nucleotide-excision repair
Cellular component (GO): chromosome
Molecular function (GO): RNA polymerase II complex binding
Source: RefSeq, a predicted model, not a curated record
CAGAAACCCAGAAAAGCUUGUUUAAAUCGGGGAGAGUGAUAAUGGAGGAAGAAAGGGAGAAGAAGGUGGUGGUGGUGGGUUUAAUAGAAAAGGCCGUCGACUCCACGGCGGCGGAGGUGGAUCCUCGCCUCCUCAAGGCGAUUAAAUUCACGGUUCGUUACUCCGAUUCGGAGCUCCGGUUGGCCGCCCAAACCCUAACGUCUCUCAUGAAACGUGACCAUUCUCAGGUAAGGUAUCUUGCACUUCUCAUAAUAGAUGAACUUUUCAUGCGCUCAAAGCUUUUCAGAAGUCUUCUUGUUGAGAACCUAGACCAGUUACUUAGCUUAAGUAUUGGGUUUAGAAGAACUCAUCCGCUCCCUGCUCCUGCUUCUGUUGCAUCCGUUCUGCGUUCAAAGGCAAUCGAGUUUUUAGAAAAAUGGAAUGAAUCAUUUGGUAUUCAUUACAGACAGCUCCGAUUAGGGUAUGACUACCUCAAGAACACCCUUCGUUUCCAGUUUCCUAACCUACAAGCCAAUGCAGCCCGUGCUCAACAAGAGAGAAGGGAAAGAGAGAUGAGAACAAAAGAGAUCUUGCUGAAAAAAUUUGAAUUCUUGAAGGCAAAUUUUUCGUCUAUAAAAGAGGAAAUACAGACAAACACUGAUGAAAUUGACGAAUGUCUAGAAAUACUUAGGACCAAUGAUGAGGAUAUGCCACUGGUUCCUGUUGAUAACGAAGAUAUGGAAGAGUUUCGUAACUCAGAAUUAAGACAGAUCCGUCUUGAUUCUUUGAAAGAAGGGGAAAAGGUUCGAGAAAACAGCGAAAACAAAGUUGUUUUUGAUGCUCUGAGGGAGUUUUACAAGGUUCUAGUCACUAGACAUCUUGCUGCAGUACAGGAAUGGAUUUCUGUUCUUAUAAGGGUCGAUGCGACCGAUAACAGAUUCAGGGACUCUGCUUUGAAAAAUCUCAUAGACAUAAGAAAUCUCAUUCAAUCAACAAGAGUCAAAUGUGAAGAAUCAGGUUGUGAUCUUCCUAAUAUUGCAAGUGCUGAUGAAGAAAAUACAUGGGAAGAUGGUAUUGUAGAAACAUUCGAAAAAGGAAAAUCUAGUCCAACAUGUUCGAAAACCAGCGAUGCACCGUCUGCAUCGACUGACAAUAAUCCGAUAAACACAGAGGAACGUAUUAGUAGUUUGCCGAAAGGAAAAGAGAAAAAGAAUAAUCAUAGUGGAAGUAAAUCAAACCCAUUACGGAGUAAGCUUAUGACUGAAGCUCCACUUCUUAACUGGGGUUCUUUCCUAGACAACUGGGGUUCAAAAAGGGAUGUUUUGGCUAACCAGAGAGGAUUGGAUCUCGAUGCUCACUGGGGUAGAGUUGACCAAGAUGCGGUUAUACCAGCAGACAAAAUCGCGGAACUGAAUGUUCGAGCAUCUGUUUACGAAGAAGAUCCUGUUGAAAUUAAGCCAUGUAGAGCACCUUUGAGAAAAGGCGGGCUUUGCCAAAGAAAAGAUUUAAGAGUUUGUCCAUUUCACGGCCUCAUUGUACCGAGGGAUGAAGAAGGAAACCCAAUUAACGAAAGCUCCACAACAGAAGAGACAGCUCUGCAGAACCUCGUUGAAGAACCGAGUCAAGAUUCGGACAGUCGUGUAAUGGAUCAGCUACUAAAGCAAGCUGUUAAGAAUGUUCGAGGAAGAGACAGCGAAGAAGCAAAGAAGAGAGAAUUGGACAAACAGGCCUUGAAGAAAGCAAGGCUUGCAAAAGUACGCGAACACAACGUAGCUGUAAUGAGAGAUGCAGCUAUAGCUUCGACUUCGAGAUCGUCUCAUAUUGGGGAAGAUACGCAAAUGGGUGACGUGGCGAGAUCUUCUUCUUCGAGUAGUAAAAGCAAGAAACAAACACUUGCAUCAAUGCUGAAGAAGAAAGAAACUGCUAAAGACAGAUUAAGUCAGAGGCUAUUGAACUCUCAUGCAAGGGAUGCUACCAUUAGACAGUUGACAGUUGCAGAGGAGGCCAAUUACAGGGAAGCAUUUCCAAAUCAAUGGUAGAUUAUAUUAUUACAUGAAAAAAAAAAGACACGUGUCAGUAACAAAGGAACCAACUCUUUUGAGUCUUAUCUGAGAAUAUUAAAAUGUUUGUGGGACUAAAGAAUGAUGCCUUAUACUAUUUGAUGAAUAUAUAAAACAAUUUUAAUACUUAUAUUCUUUCGACUAAUAAAGGUGAUGGCCAC